GCCGAAAACGACUCCGCUCACGCCGACGCCAACCACGCCGGAAAAGACGCUGCUCGACUCGCCGACGCAGCCCGUGCCAAGGACGCCGCCCGUUGCCGGAACGUCACCGCCGCACCAAGCCGACUCCUCACGCACGACGCCGACCCCAGCACCACGAAGGUACGUCCUGACGUCACCCGCACCGCCACGUGUUACGUUACCGACGCCUACCGCUCUGACAAAGACGCCCGUCGUCCUGACGCCCACGCCCGUCGUCCCGACGCCGACGCCCGCCGUCCCGACGCCCGCCGUGCCGACGCUCAUCGACUUGACGUCUCCCGACACAAGUCCGAUCCCGCCGCCGCCUGCCACACUGCGUUUCGUCGACCCGACGCCACUUAUCCCGACGCCGACGCUCGCCGUCCCGACGCCGACAAUUCCGCUUCCGCCACCUCCUGUCCUGGAGCCGCCAACCUCGGCACCUCUCGUCGACCUGACGUCUCCCGACGCUGGUCCAAACGCAUCAUCGCCAGCAAGACCUCGUUUCGCCGACCUGACGCCACUCAUCCCGACUAUGAUGACGCUUGACUCGCCGAAGCCAACCGAGCGACGCCCGACAACGACCGUCCCACCGCAGUCUGCCACGCCGUCCAGCACCCGCCUCGUGUCGGAGACACCUCCCGACGCCGGAAUGACCUCGCCACCGCACCGAACCGCCGUCCCGACGCCACCAAGGUCAUUUCCGGCGAAACCCGCAUCGUCUCCGCCACACGACUCGCCACGGACGCCACCAGACUCGACGCCGACGCUUCGUGUCACCUUGUCGCCACCACCUGGCUUCGACGUCAUCCGGCCGUCGUCACCGCUACCAGAGUGCGCAGUCGCAAACAGGACGCUUUGCGACACGAUGUCCAGGGCCAUGACGCCGAGACGCCUGAGCGCCGCCCCGCCGCCUGGAUUUGCUCCUCUGUGCCCGCCUGGCUUCGAGGCACAGACGGAUGAACCGGACCGAAAGAGACGGACGCGCGCGACGCCGACGCUGACGCCGCCUACAUGCCCACCUGACACGACGCCAGAAUCGACCGAGGCGCCACGACGCCCGAUUCCGACGCCGAUCGCCGCAGUACCGGAACACCGGUCAAGUGCCCUGCCGCACGAGACGCCACCCAAAUGUCGCAAGUUGGCAACAUUGGGACGCCGCACCGUGAAGAGUCGCCUGAGCUCCCUACAUCCGCCUGUCGCGAUGCAGGUCGACGCCACGACGCCGGGACGCCCGACCGUCCCACCGCCGAACGUGACCGUCACCCGGACUUCGACACCUGUCACCCGUCUGUCACGACGGGCCGCGAAGCGCCCGCCUGUCGGCGAGGCUGAGCCGGGCCGUGCCGAGCGCCGCCCGCGCUUGCUGCCCGCCUGCCACGAGCCGCCUGACCUUGGCCGCCGCCGCCCCUGCCGGCCGGCGCCCUGGCCACCGCCACGCUAUCACACGCAGCAGCCGCCGCAGCCGCAGCUGACGCAGAUUUGGGGCUCGGGACAACUGGUGGGUCACCACCCACAAGGCAGCGGAGGGAUGAACGGCCUGAAGGAAGGGUGGUUCAGCGAGUUGAAUGACCUCUGGCCGGGGGUCAGCCUGUCGCUGGAGGUCGACAAGGUGCUGCACUCGGAGAGGUCCGAGUUCCAGGACAUCCUGGUGCUGGAAACGAAGAGCCAUGGCCGCGCGCUCGUCCUCGACGGGAUCAUCCAGUGCACGGAGCACGAUGAGUUCGCCUACCAAGAGAUGAUCUCCUUCCUCCCGCUGUGCAGCCACCCCGAUCCUAAAAAGGUGCUGAUCGUGGGCGGGGGUGACGGCGGCGUGGCACGGGAGGUGGCCAAACACCCGGCCGUGGAGAGCAUCACGCAGGUGGAGAUAGACGGCCGCGUGGUCGACCUGUCCAAGCGCUGGCUGCCAUUUAUGGGUGUCGGCUUCAGCAGCCCCAAGCUGACGCUGCACGUCGCCGAUGGCUUUGAGUUCAUGGCGCGACACCAGCAGGAGUUCGACGUCAUCAUCACUGACUCCUCAGACCCAGUUGGUCCCGCUGUGGCUCUUUUCGAGCAGAGCUACUUCAAACUGAUGUCGAGCGCGCUGCGGCCCGGUGGCAUCGUUUGCUCCCAGGGCGGGACCGUGUGGUCGAACCUCGACCAGGUGUGCGACCACAUGGACCACUGUCGCUCCACCUUCCCCCGCACGGCUCUCGCCUGGGCGUCCGUGCCCACCUACCCCAGCGGCAUGAUUGGCUUCGUGCUGGGCAGCUUGAACCCGAAAACAAACUUCAAAGAACCUCUUAGGAUAUUCACAAACGAUGAGCUGGAGAAAAUGAACUUACGCUACUACUCAAGUGAAAUACAUCGUGCCUCAUUCGUCCUUCCUAGGUUUGCUGAAAAAGUUUUGUUUCCUGCAAGCACGUUAAAAUGAAAUUAAUGUCCAGUUCUGAAUUAGAUGGUUAAAAAUUUGAUUUUAAUGCAAUGUUGGAGAAUUAAUAUGGGGAUUUAAUAUUGGUGUAAAGCGUGAUCACACCGUAGUUAUUUAAUUUUUAAGAGUUGGGUGAGUUCAGGUUUUUGCCUUUUGCUCAAGUUGUUUUUAUUUUUUUUUCAAUUAAGUUUGAGGUAGUUACAUGAUAAUUUAAAAUGGUUCAAUUAAUUUUUUUUUUUUUUUUUCAAUUUUAUUUUUUAAUCCAGUUGUGCAGCUGCAUCUUAGAGUAAAUGUGUUAUUGUUGUGUUGAUAAGAUCCUUUUCAGAAACAGAGAAAUGAUUGUCAUUGUGAGAAAGCAUGCAGAUAUGCUUAAGCAUUCCGUUCAUUGUAUUUUUUUCAUUCCUGAUGUGAACCUAUGGUAAUCUUUUGGCGUAACAGGGCGUAGAUAUCGUUCCAAAUUUCUAAAUUAUUUUUGACCUGUGCAGUGUAACUUUGCCUCAAGUUUUACUUUUAUCUAUAGUAGUACCAAUGGUCUAUGUAUCUUUCUGGCACUGUUCUGUCAACAGGUUUGUAAACAACUUUAUGUGGCUGUCAGUAUUCGUAAAAAAAAAAAUCAUGUUUUGCUUUAAGGUGCCAGUUAGGAAAUUAAUGCUGCUGGUACCACUUUGUAGAACUAUCAAAUUUAAGACAUGUUGCAGACAAUGUUGUUUGGUGUAGGGUUUGUUACAGUGAUUGAGCAGUCGCAUCAGUUACCUCCAACCAAGAUGAUGGUUUAAUUCCUGGCUGGGGAAAACCCGAAUUUUUGUGUGGAAAACAUGGCAGACGUUACCAUGGGCCGAUGGGUUUUCUUGGGCUACUCCAUUCACUCUCAUCCACUCGUUCCAUCACUCUUCCAUUCUUGUCCCAUCACCCUCCAUCAUCCUUAAUGACAUCUACGUUGAUGAGACUUUAAGCUCUAAUUAAUUAUUCAUUCCAUCAUUCCUUAAGGCUCAGGUUCACGUGCCUUGUUGGAUUUUAGCAUUUUCACAACUUUAUCUGUGUACUUAUGCAUCUAUAGUCAAGGGCAGAGACUUGUGUAGACAAGAGAGAUGCUAGGAAGAUCAGAACAACAGGAAUGAAUCUGAAGUUUAUGAGGGGUAUGUUGGCAGUUACCAGGCGAGACAGAAUCAGAAAUGAGAGGGUGCAAGCAAGUGCAGUACAGGACGUGAAUGGAAUCAUGGAAAAAGGCAAGCAUGAGAUGCUACGGCCAAGUUCAGAGAAUAGGAAAAGAGAGGCUGUUUAGGAAAAUGAUGGUGGGGUUGAAGUACACAGGAAGGAGGUGGGAAGAGCAGAGAUUUAAAGGAGUGCAGGAGAGAGGAGAAGAACAGAACAGAGUGAAGCAGAAGGAACGUUGUUAUCUGCCAUUUAUAAGAAACCAGGCAAAUAUUAUUUAUAGUAUAGAUUUUACCUACCUUUUUAACUAAAAAUAAUGUGACUGAAUAAAAUGUGCCCCCAAACGUUUUGAUCAUAAGCUUAUGAAAAAUAAUUUAUGGAUUGGAAAUUCAAGUAUGUAGCACGUAAAAAUUAUUCAAAUUAUUCAAUUUAUUCCAUAUUACUAGACCCCUCUGGUGUCACUUUCAUCGGUAGAGUGAUUUACAUGGUCUGUUUCGAAACACCAAGCCUCAGGUAGAAAAACAAGUGUGUUUUAUGACUGUAGUUCAAAAGUGGUUGUUCAGAAAGCAAAGAAUGUGGUGACAUACGGUGGGUGGUCCCCUGUGAGGAUGAAAGAGGGGUGCCUUCGCCAUAAGCUACUGUAAAGAGAAGCAGAAGGAACCCAGUGACAAAUUCCAUUUGCACCCUCUUCUUCAUCCUGCAUCUUUCAUCUGUCAGGCCUGUGCAGAGUUUAAGAAGCCCUGAACAAAAGUGGCAUAAGUGAUGCAAUUUACAGACUCUUCCCAAGAUACAAGUUUUAGUUUGCACAGUUUUGGUAAAAAUCAUAGCAUUAUAUUCAGGUAGAUAUGGUAAUUGCAUUGUGGUCACUCACUAGAAGUUCUUUUUAUUUUCUUCAACAGCUGGUGAAUGCAUACUUCUGUUAUCUUAUUUUCAAGAUAUUUCUUUGUGAAUACUAUCUGGAAUUAGAAAAAAAAUUUCAAGAUGGCAGGUGUAGUGAGCCUUAAGGAAAGUACAGCUUUCAAAUCUUCCAUGAGCAUAUUGUCAUUUGUGUUACAAAUUUCCAAACAUUGCAGCUUCGUUAUAUGUAAAAGCUUCUUGCUGAUGUAAUUAUUAAUAUCUGGGUGACUGAUCUUCCCUUGGAAGAAGUUAAACUUUGUUCAAUGAAAAUGGGUGUAUUUAAUUUGGCACUUCCGUGAUAUUAACAUCUAUAUGGUGGAGUGUGUGUUUGUUUUUUCAUUUAAGAAUUUUAUGUUUAAGAAUUGUGAUGCAUGAAAGAUGAAUGUCAUACAACAUAACCAUUACUGUAAGAUUUAUCAACUUGUGUUUUAUAAUUGUCUAUUACAGAUAUGUUAAUAGACUUUUACCAUAUAAGCUUGCAAAAUAAAUGACUUAGUCACAUGGAAUGUAUUUGUAAUAAUAUUUUUAAAAUAAUGUAAUAUAUAUUUUUUAUUGUAUGUAUUACAUUUUAUAACCUAACGAGAGUUUAUUUUAGUUGAUGUACAUUUUAUCAUAGAUUAAACGAAUUUGAAUUUA
Molecule: messenger RNA, 5113 nt
Organism: Bacillus rossius redtenbacheri
Lineage: Eukaryota; Metazoa; Arthropoda; Insecta; Phasmatodea; Bacillidae
Gene: SpdS
Exons: 6
Coding region: 554-2431 (625 amino acids)
Molecular function (GO): catalytic activity
Source: RefSeq, a predicted model, not a curated record